Messenger RNA from Gloeophyllum trabeum ATCC 11539, 1163 nucleotides. Its product is annotated as NAD P-binding protein. Bases 32 to 1078 code for a protein of 348 amino acids. The record is from RefSeq and is a predicted model, not a curated record. Gene Ontology annotation, biological process: methylation. Gene Ontology annotation, molecular function: oxidoreductase activity, acting on the CH-OH group of donors, NAD or NADP as acceptor; nucleic acid binding; methyltransferase activity. Lineage: Eukaryota; Fungi; Basidiomycota; Agaricomycetes; Gloeophyllales; Gloeophyllaceae. The transcript has 9 exons.
UUUUGGUGUUCUUAUCUGCUCACCGUCCAUCAUGCCAGCAGUAGCACCCCCCAGCAAAGUCCUUGUCACCGGAGCGAACGGCUUCAUUGCCAUCUGGGUCGUGCGCCGUCUCCUCGAGAAAGGGUACGCAGUCCGAGGGACUGUGCGCUCAGAAUCCAAGGCGGCGCACUUGAGGCAGCUCUUCAGUUCGUACGGCGACAAGCACGAGGUUGUGAUCGUUGAAGACAUUACCAAGGAAGGGGCCUUCGACGAAGCUGUCAAGGGUGUAGACGCGAUUGAGCACACAGCGUCACCAUUCCAUUUCAAUUCCGAAGAUCCGAAUGAUCUCAUCGAGCCUGCGGUCAAAGGCACCACAGGAGUGCUGCAAAGUGCUCUGAAGUACGGGAGCAAUGUGAAGCGCGUGGUCGUGACGUCUUCGGUCGCCGCGGUCCUCACGCCCACUACCAAUCCCACUGUGUUCACGGAGAAGGACUGGAACCAGCAAGCUAUCAAAGACGUGGAAGAGAUGGGUAAGGCUGCACCCCCAGCGAGCAAGUAUCGUGCUAGUAAGACCCUAGCUGAGAAGGCCGCUUGGGACUUUGUUGAUAAGAACAAGGGAUCCAUUGGAUGGGAUCUCGUCGUACUUAACCCCCCUUAUGUCUUUGGCCCCAUCAUCCAUGAUGUACCAGGGCCGGACAAAAUCAACACCUCGAUGGCCGACUUCUACAAUACAUUGCUCAAAGGAGCCAAGGACGACAAGACGCUCGCCACCUUAGGGAGCUGCUGGAUCGACGUCCGAGACCUCGCCCUUGCGCACAUCUUAGCUAUAGAGAAACAAGAGGCUGGCGGAAACCGCUUUCUCGUCUCUCAAGGCCCGUUCAAGUGGCAGGACUUCGUUGAUGCGGCUCACGAAGCAGGUGUGUACCCGGAGUCCGCUCUCCCCAAAGGCGUACCAGGCGCCGGGAAAGGACCCGAUGUGACGCAUUUGCUGAACUACGAUACGAGUAAGGCGGCGAAGCUCCUGGGUAUGGACAAGUAUAUAAGCAUAGAGCAGUGUACCAAGGACUGCUUGGAGGACUUCAAGAAGAGGGGAUGGUAGGCAGCGAUCACGGAACACAAACACGUGCUGCUGGUAUCCAGCAAUGGAAUAGUACAAUGAGCUGUAACCAACGACGUGAGGCCUG